This is a messenger RNA of Emericellopsis atlantica, 1571 nucleotides long. RefSeq names its product ras family protein. Gene Ontology annotation, biological process: small GTPase-mediated signal transduction. The coding region runs from base 356 to 1186 and encodes 276 amino acids. Gene Ontology annotation, molecular function: GTP binding; GTPase activity. Lineage: Eukaryota; Fungi; Ascomycota; Sordariomycetes; Hypocreales; Bionectriaceae. The transcript is spliced from 3 exons. The record is from RefSeq and is a predicted model, not a curated record.
CGCUCUUGCCCAUCUUAAACCCCAUCUUCCGUCUUUCCCUCCAUUCCAACCGCCACACAUUCCAUCGCACCAUCAAACCCUACGCUACUGGUCUUUCGAGCCCUUUUCGCUCAUCACACAUUGAUCACUGCAUUCACAACGCGACAGCCUUUUUCGCAGCAAUACCCUUACGUUCGCCUCUGGCGCAUCGACUACCCUCGCAUUCAACAAGGCCCAAGCGGCGAAGCGUGCGCACCAUCGCUCCACCAGACGCUCUUGCGGACGGACCAACAUCGCACAGCCUUCUUGGUCCAGCUCUGCUUCCGAGACAUUAUUCGUUAGCAUCGAUCGCGGGCCCUAGCCUUGCAAGAAAGUCAUGUCAUCUUAUCAGUAUCGCAACUCCCAAUACGGGCAGCCGACGGGCAGCCGCGAGCAGCCCCGUCGAGACCAGCGCACCCGCGACAGCGAAGGCACCGUCAGCACAUCCAUCAGCACAUCGAGCGGCCGCGAGUCACAAGCAACGCAAGCCACGGAGCCGCCGACGUUUUCGAAGAAGAUUGUUGUCGUUGGCGAUGGUGGUUGCGGCAAGACGUGCUUGCUGAUCAGCUACAGCCAGGGGUAUUUCCCAGAGAAAUACGUGCCGACAGUAUUUGAAAACUACAUCACCUACCCAGUGCAUCCGCCCACUGGUAAGACAAUUGAGCUAGCAUUAUGGGACACGGCCGGGCAAGAAGAGUACGACCGCUUGAGGCCACUCUCCUACCCCGAGACCGAUCUUAUCUUUGUCUGCUUCGCCAUUGACUGCCCAAACUCGCUGGACAACGUACUAGACAAGUGGUAUCCCGAAGUACUGCAUUUCUGCCCGUAUACGCCCCUCAUCCUCGUGGGCCUCAAGUCAGACCUCCGCUACAAGAGGACGUGCAUAGACAUGCUCAAGACCCAGGGCCUGACGCCCGUCACGACUGAGCAAGGCAUGAAUGUGGCCCAGAAGAUGGACGCCCAGUACAUGGAGUGCAGCAGCAAGGAGAUGGUUGGCGUCGACGACAUCUUCAACCGGGCGAUCCUCACCGUUGUCGCCAACGACCGCAAGAACCUCGAGUCGUCCGCGGGACCUGCCUCCAAGGACGGUAGCAACGGCUCGCGGACGUCGAUGCCUGGCGUAGGGAUACCUAAGAGGAAGAAGAAGGCAAAGUGCCGCAUUCUUUGAGAGGGUCAUCCUCGGGCGUCCUGGCUUCGGCCAGGAAGAUGUGGUGGGCGAGGAACGAUACACACUUGUAAUGACGAAUGCAUGAUCUUUCUGUGUUUUCUUCUUUGCGCUCAAGCUGGGCUGCUUGGCUCCGUUGCGCCGCACGCGCGCGCGGGGCAUCAGCGGCGGUGCAUUGCAGGUUGCGGGCGCAUCUCAGGGAAAUAGGGAGUUGGUAUAUAAGGGCAAUCAAUGGUUUGUGAGAUGAUGAGGGAGAAACAAGAGACAACGGCAAGGCAAGGCAAGGCGCGGUGACGAAUGUGUAUGGAAUCAAGCGCCGACGGACACAUAUGUUUUCCGACAUUUCUUUUGUAGCAGCACGGUUCUUCCUUGUCCCUGGGAUACGGAG